Molecule: messenger RNA, 949 nt
Organism: Penaeus vannamei (Pacific white shrimp)
Lineage: Eukaryota; Metazoa; Arthropoda; Malacostraca; Decapoda; Penaeidae
Product: ficolin-3
Source: RefSeq, a predicted model, not a curated record
UAUUGUGCAUUUCUGGAAGUGAAAACAUCUGUGAUUAUAACAAGUCUGCAAUACGCAGGUUGAUAUAUAUAUAUCUUAUAUCAGAUUCCAGACUUGGUGAGAUGGAUCUCUUGUCAUUUGGGAAACUAAUCUUCGUGAUUAUAACCCCGGCAACAGGAAUGGUUUUCCCUCCCCCUGAACAUGCAGAACCUGUCGAGUCUUCUGUUUACAAGUCCUUCGUUCGCCCGCCUCGGUUCGAAGGUGGUUACCGCAACUGCCUUGAAAUACAGCAGAAAGGCAAAGCAACCAGUGACGGCGUCUACAUCAUAUAUCCCUACGACAGGAGUCCUCAGCGUCCUGUGGCCGUAUUUUGCGACAUGGCGACGGAAGGCGGAGGCUGGACGGUCAUACAACGAAGGGAAAACAUUGUCGUAAAAGAAAACUUCAAUCGAUCUUUCCUGGAGUAUGGUCUAGGAUUCGGUAAACCGGACGAGGAUCACUGGCUUGGCUUAGAUCACAUCCACGCCCUCACGAACCAAGGACACAGCCAGAUACGAAUCGACAUGACCGAUUUCUACGGCAACGAGACCUGGGCUGAGUACGAUUUUUUCUACGUGGGCGACAGGGAGAAGCAGUACGCUCUUGAAGCCAAAUAUUACAGGGGAGAUGCCGGGGAUUCCCUCUCCUUUCACAGCGGGAAGGAUUUUCUUGAUAAUGCGUUCAGCGCUUCCUAUGUACCGCUGGGCGGUUGGUGGCACGGAAGGAACAGGAAAUGCAACCUCAAUGGGGACUUUUUAGAUCAGAGUAAAGACUGUGAUUAUGGUGUCUUCUGGAGCUCUAACAACCGCUGCCAUCCUCUCAACAUGACGUCUAUGAUGAUCAGACCUAAUUACUAAAACUAAAUGAAGAUACAAAAAGAGAGAGAAAGUUAGAUAGACAGACAAACAUAGAGGGGAGGGGCAGAGAUAGA